AUGACCGUUAACAUGUACGCAAGUUUACUAUUAGCUCAAUUGCAUAUAUUUAAUACACAUCCAUUCUUUCAAUCGUCAUACAAAGGAAUAGAUCAUGAGCAAAUAUUUGACUUAACACCAGUUGUUCAUUUACAACAAUGGCCAAAUUGUUGUAUGAAUGUUUUGACUAGUAUAGAUCGCCGUUAUGGGAAAAAAAAUUGUGAUGCUAUUGAACAAAUUGGUUGCGAUCUUGUACCAAAAUGGUCAAGAAAUGGUACACAGGAUAUUGAUGGACGUCUCGAUUUUCGUUAUUCAUUUUCACGUGUUGAAGCCGUACUAAUAAAUGUACGCAAUGAAGCAGAAAUAGCAUUUAUGGGCUUCAUUAAAUGUUUGUACUAUCGUUAUAUAGCUGAUAGUAUGAUGUGCGAUUCAUAUAUAUUUAAAACACUAUUAAACUGGUUUAUGGAAUUGACACCGUCAUUUAAGAAAACAGAAAAUUUUUAUGACGAUUGUUUAGAUACAAUCAACGGAAAUUUAGAACAGUUUCUUUUGUAUGCCAUAAAAUCAUUUGAACAAAAAUGUUGUGAUCAUUAUUGGCUAAGAAAUCUAAAUGUCAAUUUAUUAGAAACAAUCUCAGAUGAUGCACAACAAUAUUGUUUAAAUAUAUUAAAACAAAUUAAAGCUAAUAAAUGGAAAUAUAUACUUAAUUGUACUACAACUGUAUUUUCAGAUUGGAUAAAAUAUAGUCAAAAUGCACUGUAUAUAAAUCAUAUGAAUUUAUUUGAUAUAUUUAUUUAUCAGUUUGGUCAUGAUGAUUAUUUACAACGAUAUGAUCAAAAGUACGAAUAUUUCAAUGUUACAUGUAGUCUAUUUUGUCAUUUAACAACCAUUGGUAAUGACUAUAUAAACUGGAACAGAUUUAACGAAUUAUUAAAUAUUCCAGUUUGUAGUGAUUUCAAUUAUUAUCUAAAUGGACAUUUUAAAUUUGACUAUUUUAGAUAUAAUUCAUUGAAACUAACUGCCAUACCAAACUCAACUAUUGCAUGUUUAAAAAAAAUUAUUGGCUAUUUGAUAACAGAAUGGUUAUGUCAAGCCAAUGCAUUUUUAUAUUAUUUUCUUACCAAUUCAGAAGUUAAACUUAAAAUGAGAGAACAACAACUUUCAAAUGAAAAAAAACAAUAA
Molecule: messenger RNA, 1161 nt
Organism: Didymodactylos carnosus
Lineage: Eukaryota; Metazoa; Rotifera; Eurotatoria; Philodinida; Philodinidae
Source: the annotation of a GenBank genome assembly